UGAAGAAUACGGGCCGUCCGUUAAUGCGAGUCCUCUUCUACCGUCGGAUUACAGCUGUGGCGGCACGCAAAGCGGUGAUUCUCCAGCCAUAAAACGUCGAAUAAAACCAAACGUUCGUAUUCCGGUAACAAAAGGCAGCGUACAUUAUCCUCCAUCAUGCCCAAACAAAGCGCCACCAUGAGUGGACUGCAAUGCCUCGCCACAGAGAACAUCUGGUUCGACAAACAGCGCUACGAUGAGGCGGAGAGGCGUUUCUACGAGGGAGUCAAUGGCCCCUCCUCACCACAGCAACAGGUGAAAACAGCCCUGCAGCAGGCCAAAGGGCGCCAGCAGAAACGGCAGCACAGAAACUCAUCCUCACAUGCCGGUGGAGACCAAGAGCUGGUUUCACGCAUGAAGAGCCUGGAGCUGGAGAACCAGACUCUGCACAAAGUGGUGCAGGAGAUGAGAGCUGCCCUGCAGAAGCUGGAGUCCAGAGUGCUUAUCCUGGAAAAGAGCCCUGUAGCAGCAGCUGUCCCAUGUGCUAAGGCUGCUCCAGUCCAGGCUGCUCCAGUCAAACAGGUGAAGGUGGAGAAUGGCGAUGAUGACGACGAUGACAUAGACUUGUUUGGCAGUGAUGAUGACGAUGAGGAGGCAGCACGCAUUAAGCAGGAGCGCGUGGAUGCCUAUGCUGCCAAGAAAGCUAAGAAACCUGCCCUCAUUGCCAAGUCAUCCAUCCUCCUGGACGUGAAGCCUUGGGACGAUGAGACAGAUAUGGCACAGCUGGAGCAGUGUGUGCGCUCAGUGCAGAUGGACGGGCUGCUGUGGGGAGCUUCCAAGCUGGUACCAGUGGGCUACGGCAUCAAGAAGCUGCAGAUCAACUGUGUGGUCGAGGAUGACAAAGUUGGAACAGACAUCCUGGAGGAGGAGAUCACCAAGUUUGAGGACUUUGUCCAGAGCGUAGAUGUUGCUGCCUUCAAUAAGAUCUGAGCUCCACCAGCACUUUUCUUGCUUCACCAAAGUGUUGCUGCUGCUCCCGGCUUGUACGGUUAAUAAAGCUAAGCUUUGAGCACAAA
This is a messenger RNA of Acanthochromis polyacanthus (spiny chromis), 1055 nucleotides long. Its product is annotated as elongation factor 1-delta-like. NCBI's taxonomy places the organism in Eukaryota, Metazoa, Chordata, Actinopteri, Pomacentridae. Gene Ontology annotation, biological process: translational elongation. Gene Ontology annotation, molecular function: translation elongation factor activity; guanyl-nucleotide exchange factor activity. The record is from RefSeq and is a predicted model, not a curated record. Gene Ontology annotation, cellular component: cytosol; eukaryotic translation elongation factor 1 complex. The transcript is spliced from 10 exons. Bases 157 to 969 code for a protein of 270 amino acids.